Molecule: messenger RNA, 438 nt
Organism: Ogataea philodendri
Lineage: Eukaryota; Fungi; Ascomycota; Pichiomycetes; Pichiales; Pichiaceae
Exons: 1
Coding region: 1-438 (145 amino acids)
Biological process (GO): translation
Cellular component (GO): ribosome; cytosolic small ribosomal subunit
Molecular function (GO): structural constituent of ribosome
Source: RefSeq, a predicted model, not a curated record
AUGGGAAAAGGAAAGCCUAGAGGACUUAACUCCGCCAGAAAGCUGAGAGUGCACAGAAGAAACAACAAGUGGGCUGACAAGCAGUACAAGUCCAGAUUGUUAGGAACCGCCUACAAGUCUUCUCCAUUUGGUGGAUCUUCCCACGCCAAGGGUAUUGUUCUUGAGAAAUUGGGUAUUGAGUCCAAGCAACCAAACUCCGCUAUCAGAAAGUGUGUCAGAGUGCAACUGAUCAAGAACGGUAAGAAGGUGACUGCUUUCGUUCCAAACGACGGUUGUUUGAACUUCGUCGACGAGAACGACGAGGUUCUCCUUGCUGGUUUCGGUAGAAGAGGUAAGGCUAAGGGAGAUAUUCCAGGUGUCAGAUUCAAGGUCGUCAAGGUCGCUGGUGUUUCCCUGUUGGCUCUCUGGAAGGAGAAGAAGGAAAAGCCAAGAUCUUAG